Lottia gigantea (owl limpet) is the source of this 765-nucleotide messenger RNA. RefSeq lists its product as hypothetical. The transcript has 4 exons. The record is from RefSeq and is a predicted model, not a curated record. Gene Ontology annotation, biological process: androgen metabolic process; estrogen metabolic process; fatty acid metabolic process. Gene Ontology annotation, molecular function: estradiol 17-beta-dehydrogenase [NAD(P)+] activity. NCBI's taxonomy places the organism in Eukaryota, Metazoa, Mollusca, Gastropoda, Lottiidae. Gene Ontology annotation, cellular component: mitochondrion. The annotation marks the transcript as partial.
UUGUUUCAGGGCCUGGUUGGUAUAGUUACAGGAGGUGCAUCAGGAUUAGGAAAAGCAACAGUAGAAAGAUUUGUUAAACAAGGUGCCAAAGUUGUUUUAUGUGAUAUAGAUACAACUUUGGGUGAACAAGUAGCCAAAGGACUGGGUGAACAAAACUGUUUAUUUGUACCAACUGAUGUGAAAUCUGAAAAUGAUGUAUCAAAUGCUUUGAAAAUAACAGAGAAGAAAUUUGGACAUCUUGAUGUAUUGGUUAAUUGUGCAGGAGUAGUACAUGCAAGUGAAGUAUAUAAAUUUAAUCAAAAUAAACCGAUCAAUCUAGAGGCCUUUGAAAACUCCAUAAUGACAAAUAUAGCAGGAACAUUUAACGUGAUACGAUUAAGCGUGGAGUUGAUGGCUAAAAAUAAACCCACCUCAGACGGUCAACGUGGUGUAAUCAUAAAUGCAUCUAGUGCUACAGGUUAUGAUGGAAACUUUGGACAAUGUGUAUAUUCUGGUUGUGCUGGUGGACUAAACAGCAUGACUUUACCUUUAUCUAGAGAUUUAGCUAAGCAAGGAAUAAGAGUAGUGUCAAUAGCUGCAGGGUUAUUUGAUACACAGUUGAUGGAUUUUCCUGAUUUUGUUAGAAAAUACAUGUAUAGUAAAACUGUGUCACCUAAACGGUAUGGUCAUCCUCAGGAAUUUGUGGAUUGUGUGGUGUCUAUAAUUGAUAAUCCAAUGUUGAAUGGAGAAGUGAUAAGACUUGAUGGUGCUUUCAGAAGAAUUUGA